ACCAUCUACAAAGAUCUGCUUGACGGUUAUAACUCUCAAAUACGACCGGUAUUGACUGACGCUGAACCAACGCAUGUGAAUAUAGGUUUUGUCCUCUUCUCUCUGGUGGAACUGAAAGAGGUUGAGCAGUCCAUAGCACUGAACGGAAUGUUCAAAUUGGUGUGGCACGAUGCAUCUUUACAGUGGGACCCCGAUGUUUAUGAUGGCAUCAGGAACAUAGAGGUGGAACAACAGAAGGUCUGGCUGCCGGACAUCGUGAUAACCAAUACAAUGAAUAAACGAGGAAUCCUAGGUUUUGAUGAGAUGAAACUGCUGGUCGAACAUACAGGGAUGGUGGCUUGGCAACCAUCGGGUCUCUUCACCUUGUCAUGUCAAAUUGACGUUACCUACUUUCCCUUCGACCAACAAAUUUGCAAAAUUGUAGUGUCUACUUAUUCAUCUACAGAAAAGGAUAUUUCGUUUGUUGCCAACAGUUUUCCGAAAGCUACGAACACUCCAAAUGGAUUAUGGGAAAUUGUAAAUGUGACAACGGAGUUGCUGGAAUCGGGUGACACGAAUGCUUUACCUGAAAUAUUCGUUUACUUGGAUCUCAAACGUCGUCCUGUCUACUACAUCGUGAACGUCCUCUUGCCCGCCAUCCUCCUGUCCAUCGUCAGCGUCCUGGUGUUUCUACUUCCGGUGGAUUCUGGAGAGAAGAUUGGACUCUGCAUCACCGUUCUGCUGGCGUUCUUUGUGUUCCUGUCAGGGACUGGCGUCAAGUUACCAGUAACAUCCCUGCAAACCCCCUUCCUGGUCAUCUUCAUCUCAUCCUUGACCGGCAUGAGUGGACUGUCCCUGUUGGCAUCCAUCGCCGUCCUCAACGUCCACCACAGACCCGAUCAUAUCCCAAUACCUGGAUUCAUCAAGGUAUGGGUCAGGUGUAUGCUGUGCAAACGAUUGAAGAUGUCCGUAAACAAAGUGUCUCCCAUCGAACAGCAAUGUCUGCACAAUCGUCCCCUGACCUUGUGUGACAGCCCCGGAUGUGGAAACGGUGAGGAAAAGCGGAACGAGAACCUAACACCGGAAGCUCCUGUUACAGAAGACCUUGACUCAGAGGUCAGAAAUGAUUUGAGUUCGGAGGUCAGGAUCACGUGGCAGCAAGUAGCAAGGUGCGUGGAUAUCACAUGUUUUGUUUUCUUCAGCGCAGGCGUAAUGAUAACAAAUAUUUUGUUUGGUCUCAUUAUGCUCCAAACCAUUGAAGUGAAAGUGCAAGGAUAUUAAACGGCAAAGUUUAGUACAUAAAACCCAUGCUACACCAUUGAUGUAAUAUAGACGGAAGGACCAGCUAAAGGAAGGAAAAUCAGAUGUAUUUGGUCACUUUAAUAUACAUUUUGAUCAGCGCUUGAAUAUUUUUAACGCCGCAGUUUCAACAACACCAAUUUGUAUCCAACAGACUUGUGCCUGAAAUUAUCAGCGAUAACAAACGCCAUCGGGGAAAGGAGCGGUGGGGUAGCCUUAUGGUUAAAGUGUUCGCCCGAAAGCCAGGG
Messenger RNA from Haliotis rubra (blacklip abalone), 1526 nucleotides. Its product is annotated as acetylcholine receptor subunit beta-like. The transcript has a single exon. Gene Ontology annotation, molecular function: extracellular ligand-gated monoatomic ion channel activity; transmembrane signaling receptor activity; neurotransmitter receptor activity. Gene Ontology annotation, cellular component: membrane; neuron projection; synapse. The record is from RefSeq and is a predicted model, not a curated record. Bases 148 to 1260 code for a protein of 370 amino acids. Gene Ontology annotation, biological process: monoatomic ion transmembrane transport; nervous system process; chemical synaptic transmission. NCBI's taxonomy places the organism in Eukaryota, Metazoa, Mollusca, Gastropoda, Lepetellida, Haliotidae.